GCCUUGAAGUAUUUAAAGAGAUGGCCUUCUCCUCCUUCCCUCUGCUCCUCCCUCCGUAACUCGACCGUUCGAUCGCGAUGACCGGAAACGAGUUCCGAUUCUUCCUAUCUUGCGAUAUAAAUCUUCCAGUUACUUUCCGGAUCGAGAGGUUGGAAGGGAACCUGCCGCAAUCUCCAGCUUCAUCCGAACUUGACACGUCCACUGAGAACAGAAAUGCAGAGCUACAUGUUGAAUGCACCCUUUACAUUGAUGGGGCCCCCUUUGGGUUGUCCACUAAAACAAGGCUGGAAUCUUCAGGAUACCCAUAUUGCUGGAAUGAGCUUAUAACAUUGAGUUCCAAGUAUCGAGACUUAACUUCUCAGGCACAACUUGCAUUCACAGUGUGGGAUGUCUCAUGUGGUAAUGGUGAUGGUUUAGUUGGUGGAGCAACUGUUUUUCUUUUUAAUAGCAAAAAGCAACUAAAAGCAGGAAGGCAAAAGCUUCGACUUUGGCCUGGAAAAGAAGCAGAUGGAACGAUCCCAACCACUACACCUGGAAAGGUUCCUAAGCAUGAGCGAGGGGAAAUAGAGCGUCUGGAGAGGCUUGUAAACAAGUAUGAGAGGGGGCAGAUACAGCGUAUCGAUUGGUUGGAUCGUCUCACAUUUGAAGCUGUGGAGAAAAUUAAGGAAAAAGAAAGCAGUAGAAGUGACAAUUCUCACCUCAGCCUGGUUGUUGACUUUUGCAGUUUUGAGCACAGAGUUGUUUUCCAGGAGUCUGGAGCAAAUUUUUAUGCACCGUCUCCUGUAUCAUCAACAAAUGAGCUGGUUACCAUAUGGGAUCCUGAAGUCGGAAGAAAGAAUCCUUCAGAACUCAAGCAAUUAAAGCUUGCAAGGAGCUUGACUCGUGGGAUAAUUGAUAGAGAUCUAAAACCAAGUUCUAAUGAAAGGAAGUCAAUACAGAGUAUCCUUAAGUACCCUCCAACGCGCACUCUGAAUGGUGAUGAGAGGCAAUUGUUAUGGAAAUUCCGUUUCUCUUUGAUGUCAGAGAAGAGGGCCCUGACUAAAUUUCUCCGUUGUGUUGAAUGGACUGAUGUUCAGGAAGCAAAACAAGCAAUUGAUUUAAUGGGGAGGUGGGAAACCAUUGAUGUAGCUGAUGCAUUGGAACUUUUGUCUCCGGUUUUCGAGAGUGAAGAUGUUCGUGCAUAUGCUGUAAGUGUUCUUGAAAGGGCUGGUGAUGAAGAACUUCAGUACUAUUUACUUCAGCUGGUACAAGCUCUUCGGUUUGAGAGAUCUGAUAAAUCUCGCUUGUCACUUUUUCUUGUUCAACGAUCAUUAUCAAAUAUUGAGAUAGCUAGCUUCCUUCGUUGGUACGUAGCUGUGGAGCUUCAUGAUCCUACAUAUGCAAAGCGUUUUUAUUGCACCUAUGACAUGCUAGAAGAUAAUAUGGUAAAAAUGGAAGCUGGUGAGAAUGGAGAUGAAGAUGGGUUUAAAUUGUGGCACAGUUUAGUGCGUCAGACAGAAUUGACAGCCCAGUUGUGUUCUAUUAUGAGAGAUGUAAGAAAUGUGCGUGGUGGAACACAAAAGAAAAUUGAAAAAUUAAGGCAACUUCUUUCUGGACUUCUUAGUGAGCUUACCUAUUUUGAAGAGCCAAUUCGAUUACCUCUAGCACCUAGCGUACUCAUAACCGGGAUUGUGCCAUCAGAGUCAUCAAUCUUUAAAAGUGCAUUGCAUCCUCUUCGCCUAACAUUUCGAACAGCAAGUGGCGGGACUUGUAAAUUGAUUUUUAAGAAGGGAGAUGACCUCCGACAGGAUCAGUUGGUGAUUCAAAUGGUUACUCUAAUGGACCGGUUGCUUAAGCUUGAGAAUCUUGACUUACAAUUAACUCCAUAUAGAGUGCUUGCAACCGGGCAAGAUGAAGGGAUGGUGGAGUUUAUUCCAUCCAGCUCUCUAGCACAGAUCCUAUCAGAGCACCGUAGUAUUGUGAACUAUCUGCAGAAGUUCCAUCCUGAUGAAGAUGGACCAUUUGGUAUUACGGCUCAAUGUCUUGAAACAUUUAUAAAGAGCUGUGCUGGCUACUCUGUUAUCACAUACAUAUUGGGAAUAGGAGACAGGCAUCUGGAUAACCUCCUUCUUAGAGAUGAUGGGCGCCUCUUCCAUGUUGAUUUUGGCUUCAUCUUGGGUCGUGAUCCCAAGCCAUUUCCUCCUCCCAUGAAACUAUGCAAAGAAAUGGUUGAGGCCAUGGGUGGAGCAGAAAGUCAAUAUUAUACCAGGUUCAAAUCUUAUUGUUGUGAAGCAUACAACAUUUUGCGGAAGUCCAGCAAUCUUAUACUGAACCUCUUUCAUUUAAUGGCGGGUUCUAAUAUUCCUGACAUAGCUUCUGACCCUGAGAAAGGCAUUCUCAAGCUUCAAGAGAAAUUCCGGUUGGAUUUGGACGACGAAGAUUCCAUACAUUUCUUCCAGGAUCUCAUCAAUGAGAGUGUUAGCGCGUUGUUUCCCCAAAUGGUCGAGACCAUUCAUCGAUGGGCUCAGUACUGGCGUUGAUGUCACUGUUUUCUUUGGGUGGAUUACCAACUUACAGAUAUCUUGAAGCAAAAUCUGGCCCCUCCUGGAGGUUUCUGUCAAUUUUUUCUCAGUUCUGUAUAUAUUGUACAUGAUUUCUAGAAUUGGUAGGUAGCAAGGGUCCGUUGUAUGAAUAUUAUAUCAAUUCUUUUGUAUAGUAUCUUACUGCGUUAAUCUGGUUUAUGCAUCUGAUUUUAUGCUAGUC
Molecule: messenger RNA, 2742 nt
Organism: Elaeis guineensis (African oil palm)
Lineage: Eukaryota; Viridiplantae; Streptophyta; Magnoliopsida; Arecales; Arecaceae
Product: phosphatidylinositol 3-kinase, root isoform
Biological process (GO): autophagosome assembly; endocytosis; phosphatidylinositol-3-phosphate biosynthetic process
Cellular component (GO): phagophore assembly site; cytoplasm; peroxisome
Molecular function (GO): 1-phosphatidylinositol-3-kinase activity
Source: RefSeq, a predicted model, not a curated record